Molecule: messenger RNA, 3905 nt
Organism: Myxocyprinus asiaticus (Chinese sucker)
Lineage: Eukaryota; Metazoa; Chordata; Actinopteri; Cypriniformes; Catostomidae
Product: SPRY domain-containing SOCS box protein 4-like
Exons: 5
Coding region: 2152-2994 (280 amino acids)
Biological process (GO): proteasome-mediated ubiquitin-dependent protein catabolic process; intracellular signal transduction
Cellular component (GO): SCF ubiquitin ligase complex
Molecular function (GO): protein binding
Source: RefSeq, a predicted model, not a curated record
AUGUUUGUGCCAUUUUUCCAUGUUGUUUAUAUGCAAAGGUCACAGUGGAAAGAGGUUCUGAGAUAGUCUAAUCAUGCCUUUACCCUCCCUGUGUCUUUAUCUGCCACAGAUUCAGAAUAUUGUGAAAUACACGAGCUAAUCACUGCAAAAUGGUGUAAACGGAGAGGGGGAGAAUCUAUUUGUAUUUGCUGAUAAUUUGUCAGCACUGAUUCGGAAGAAACUGAGUGAUGUUAUUUCCUAGAUUUGGACUUUCUGGAACACUUCUGCAAAUGUAUUUCCAUUCCCUUUGUGAGGUUGUCUUUGUUCCUUCCUAGGAUUUUUUAAGUCAUGCUCACUUCCCACAACCUAUAUAAUUUGCAUAUGUUCGUUAUUCAUUAUGCAUACCUUAAUCUAACCCUUAUGCAAACACUCAGAAGAUCUCAGACAGGUGUGCUUGUAUGGUUAUUCUUGAGUUUUUAAUACAGAUGUUAGUGUUUUCUGUCCUCAAAUGAAAGGGAGGGUAAGUUUGUCCAAAAAAAAAACAAAAACAAAACUGAAAAUUAAGAUCACAAAAUAAAAAUUAUUUACUUAGUAACCAUAUGCUGUUUAUUUAUUUUUGUAACCUCAAAAUCAAAAGAAAAUGAGAUUAUUUGUCAUUAAAAUAUCACAGUACAGAACAUUUUAAUUGUUCAAAAACAUGCUUAAUUUACUCAAUGUAAAAUAGAAUUUUGUAAUGUAUUCUUUUGAAUUUGGGGUGAAAUGAUUUGAUAUGUUCCUGACAGACAGUAUGAAGUUCACCAUCCUAGUAAUUUCCAACAUAAACAACCAAUCGUUUUAAGGCAUCUGUUUUAGAGGUCGACCGAUAGUGGAUUUUGCAGAUAUCGAUAACUAAGGUGGUGGAAAAGGUUGAUAACCGAUUAAUUGGCCAAUAGUUUUUUUUAUUUAUUAACCGUAAAGAAAGUCUUUCCUUACCAUGAUGGGCACAGACAUUGAGGCUACAAGAGCCGAAAAUGAAUAAAAUCCCAGCAGUUUGUUGUGUAACCAAAAUCCCAAUAAUAGCUAGGAAAAAAAUGACGGUGUGGUGCAUAAAGUGGGACUUUUAACUAUAAACAAGCCCGGAAUACACUUAUUUUGAAAUGACAAAGACGUGGGUCUGUUACUAUCCACUAUAUUUAAGUAUUUACCAAAUGAUGCUUUUUAUAGCCUACAUUCACUAGAUUAAAACUAUUGGCAUAGAUUUUUGCCAAUAUCCGAUAGUUCCAAAAAGCAACUAUCGGCACCGAUUAAUCGGUAAAACCGAUAUAUCGGUCUACCGCUAAUCUGUUUGGUGGUUAAUGCCUGUGUCAAUACUUUGUCACAUAUUAUUUUCAGUUAGUCAUCAAUAUGUGUAAAAUUUCAUAACUAUUUUAGUACCCACACAGAGUAUUAUAGGCCUUUAGAUACUUAGUUUUUCCUUUCUAUAUAGAUUUUUGUUUUUUUACCACUUCUGUGUUAAACUUUUGACCAUUCCAAAUUAACAAUCACAUCAUGCUCCGUUCCAGAAUUGGACACACAUUUGGUUUCUUGCCACUGUUUUCUGCUUUCAAACUACAGCACUUUUGUGAACCCCCUCCAGCUGAGGUCAUGCAUCACCGUUUUAAGCAUGCUCAGAACACGAGAGGGAAGCAGGAAGUGUUAGUACCAUUUCCGUUUCCUCUUACUUUCAUCUUGUUCUAUUUUCUCCUCUUAUGGCCCAUGCAAAGAAGUCUAUUCUGCACCGGGGUCAAACAGAGGACACAAUCGUCACGGAAAAGCAAACAAUCCUGUCUAAUGCUUCAGGGGUCUUUCACUGACCUGAUGUUGAACUCUCUUUGACCUUUAAACUUCAUUGUGAUCAUCUGUGAGUCAAACUGGGGGACGAGCUGAUCAUGUGAUGCUUUUUUUAAAGAUACCUUCUCUUGUCCCUGUGUAAGAGUUUGAGGCCUUACAAAACUCAUCCUCGUAUCGCAGAUCUUCCAGUCCUGGUGUGAUUUGAAGAAGAGAGAUGAUGCAUGGAAGUGUGGCCCACUCCAGUCUGGACUGCUUAUCGCACAUGGGGGUUUGUCGCCUCUUCUGAUUGGCUGACGCUCUUCCUUCCAUCCCCCUCAUGAGGUAACCCCGGCUGUCGCUGUUGAUGCCCGUGGCUGAGCCGUGAUGGGGCAGAGGGUGUCGGGUGUGGUGAAGUCCGCAGAGGAACAGGAGGCGGGCGAGCUAGCUUACCAGCCGGUGUGUGCGGCGCUUCGUAGUCGUAGGGUCCCAUUACCUCCCCGCUUAGAGUUGCUUUUGGAUAUGCCUCCUGCUGGAUCCGAAACUCAACUCCAGCACUCCUGGAACCCGGACGAUCGUUCCCUCAACUUGUUUAUCAAAGACGACGACCGCCUUACGUUCCAUCGCCACCCGGUGGCACAAAGCACAGACUGUGUGCGUGGAAAAGUGGGCUUCACUCGCGGCCUUCACGCAUGGACCAUUCGCUGGCCCAUACGCCAGCGCGGCACGCAUGCUGUGGUCGGGGUCGCGACCUCUCUGGCUCCGUUGAGGGCUGUGGGGUAUUCUGCCCUAGUGGGGAGUGAUGCAGAAUCCUGGGGUUGGGAUUUAGGGCGGGGUAGACUGUACUAUGACAAGAAGAGUCGGACUGGACCGGCGCCGUCAUACCCAGAAUUUGAGGAUGAGGAGGGGGAAGGAACGUUCUCGGUUCCAGAAGAGGUGCUGGUGGUGCUGGACAUGGACGAGGGAACACUUGGGUUCUGCGCUGAUGGGAACUACCUGGGUGUGGCAUUUCGUGGGCUGAAAGGGAAGAGGCUUUACCCGAUCGUCAGUGCAGUGUGGGGUCAUUGUGAGGUCAGCAUGACCUACGUCAACGGACUGGACCCUGAACCCCUGCCUCUGAUGGAGCUGUGCAGACGGGCUGCCCGGCAGGCUAUGGGUCGACACCGAAUCCAUCACAUCCAGUCUCUACCACUCCCACAGACCCUCAAAAACUACCUGCAGUACCAAUGAGACACCAAAUGUAGCCCAAAAUCAUCUGCAGUCACUGGACAUGUGCUCUGAAAUGAUAUGCAGGAUAGUAGAAGCUUUGUGCUGUGCACAGAUGUCAGUAGAAUUUGUACGAGAUGAUACUACAGAAUUGACCAGCCAGAAGAGUAUCUGGUUUUAUAAAUGUUUAAACCAAUGAUGAGUGUGGACUCAUGACAUUUUUCAGAGGAAGUGACUGUGAUGCAACUAUAACGCAAAGAUAUGUGUGUUUGUAUUUGUGUAAAUGAAAGUUCACGUCUUCCUUCAAAAAAAGCAAACAUCUUAAACUAGCCUAUGCUGGUCUUAGCUGGUUUAAGAUGAUCUCUCAGCCUGACCAGCUGAAAAGUGCCCAACACUCUUCUAUAACAGCCAACUGGUAGACCAGCAACUCUGCUAAAGUUUUAAGAAGUUUUUUUUUCCUUUGGGUUUUCUUUCACUUUAUAUAUAUAUAUUUUUAAUUUCACUUUUUAUAUAUUUCAACACUAAGGUCCUGGACAUGGAUAAGGCCUAAUAUUAGACUAAACCUGCUUUGUGGCAGUUCAAACUAAUGCAUUUUAGUCCAUGAUGUAGGUGAUACCAGAAAACAGGUCCUUGAUAUCUUUGUCAGUCUUUACUAAUACACAUUCACAGUGCCUGAGAUAUUUUUAUUUCCUAUUUUGAUCAUAUUUUUUUUUUUUUUUCCAAUGAUGAUCAUGACAAAACUGACUAAACCGGUUAUUAAAUGUUUUAUGCGGCUUGCUUUGAACUGUGACAUCAGUAAAUCUGAUUUUUGCCGGAAUGAUUUUAUAUGAAAGAGAUGUCUGUUUUUAUGUGACGGAUCAUGCAAAAACUCUGGAGAAGACAGCUUUGUUCUUUCAUAACCUUUUGAAAAUGUGAAUAAAAACAACUCAAAAGCA